AUGGCAGAUCAAUCAGAUCAAUAUCCGUCAGGUGAAAAUUCUCGUGCACCUUCACCACUCCCUAUCCCCGCACGGUACCCUCACGAAGACCUCGACGAUAACGCGCACAUCCACUCAUCACCUGCCUUCGACUAUCACGAAGAGAGAAGACUGCAUUUGAAAGAUGAAAUAUGGCUGUCACAUCAUUUACCAAGAUUGCCACCUUCUACUAUAUCCGAAGCUGGAUCAUCAUCAGCCAGUAGAACCGGUGAAAUGAGCACCAGCGUCAAAGGACGUUCACCAGGUCAUUAUAUCCCAGACUUACAUACAUCCCCACUCGCUCAAACUCGAGCUAUGCCAUCAAACACAAGCACAAGUCCUGGGCAAGUUGAUUUGGGAACUAAAGGAGAUAAUUUGGAACGAGGUGGUGGUGGGAUGGCAAUGAGAUCAAAUUCCCCUUCAAAUGAUCAUGAUGAUGAGACUGAUCUUGCAUCAAAAUUCCGGCGCCAUGCUGGAAUUGAUGAUCAAGAAAGACAGUCAAGUAUGUUGUCACCUUCUGGACCCGAAGACGGUGAUCUGGAUCCUGCGCCUUCCAUCAUUCACAGACAAGAAAGAGACAAAGAGGAAGCACUCGAUUUAGAGGAAGAAGGAAGGGAAAGAAAUCUUGAUGCGGCCCUUCUUCAAGCUCUGAAUGCCGGUGAUAAGGGCGCAGGAAUAGAAACUCAGGCAGCUCAAAUAGCCUCUGCGACUCAAGCUCAACCUCAGCAAGGAAUCGGUAGUGAACUUGAACAACUAUAUGCAUCAUUCGCUCGAUGUCUUGAUCUUCGAGACAAGUAUCUUGAGUUAUCGAAUCAACGACUUGGGGAUAAUCCGAAAGAUCACGAUGGUACAUUCCAUGGUUUCACUCCUCCUUCAUCGGGCGAUGUUAUGGGGCUCAAGGCAGAAGUAUCACUUGAAACAUGUGAAUCACCUUUUGCUUCUCGAAAAGACAAUCUACCAACAUGGAAUAUCUAUCCACCGCCUCCACCACCACAUUGGCAUUGGAAGCCAUCUGACGCUGGACCACAUCCUGAACCUACCGAUUCGGACGGAACAACGAGGGAUACUACUUCUACCAGUGCAGGCGAUCAUCGACAAUUCAACGUCAACGAUUGUGACAUACAAGAGGAAGACAAAAGCCGUGUCUUUGAGUUGAACGAGGAAGGAGUUUUCACUGUUUAUCUCGCUGAUCAACCUAAUGAUACCCCAAAUAAUGCUGGAACAGGCAAUGGGAAAGGUAAAAAGCCAUUAUCGAGAGUACCAAGUCUGAAAGAGUAUUUCACAGAUCUCGACUAUCUAUUGGGAGUUUGUUCAGAUGGUCCAGCGAAAAGUUUCGCAUUCAGAAGAUUGAAGUACCUCUCAAGUAAAUGGAGUUUAUACUGUCUGUUGAAUGAGUACCAAGAAUUAGCAGAUAUGAAAGCUGUUCCUCAUAGAGACUUCUACAACGUACGAAAGGUCGAUACGCAUAUCCAUCAUUCUGCAAGUAUGAACCAGAAACACCUGCUGCGAUUCAUCAAAUCGAAAUUGAGGAAAGCUCCAAAUGAAAUCGUCAUUCAUCGAGAUGGAAAAGAUCUCACCCUGGAAGAGGUUUUCGAGUCACUUAAUUUGACGGCAUAUGAUCUUUCAAUCGAUACUCUGGAUAUGCACGCUCAUCAAGAAUUCCACCGAUUCGACAGGUUUAAUGACCGAUACAAUCCCACAGGAUCGUCUCGAUUGAGAGAAAUCUUUUUGAAAACGGAUAAUCUGCUGAAGGGAAAAUACCUUGCUGAAUUGACGCAAGAACUGAUCGCAGAUCUAGAGCAGAGUAAAUACCAAGUAUCCGAGUGGAGAUUAUCGAUUUACGGAAGAAAUGUCAACGAGUGGGACACACUGGCUAAAUGGGUUGUAAACAACAAACUUGUUUCACACAAUGUCAGGUGGUUGAUCCAAGUGCCUCGAUUGUAUGAGGUGUACAAAGGGUCCGGAUUGGUGAACAACUUUGAGGAUGUGGUUAGAAAUGUCUUCCAACCUCUUUUCGAGGUCACCAAAGACCCGGCUUCUCAUCCCGAAUUACACAUCUUCCUUCAACGAGUAGUAGGAUUCGAUAGUGUAGAUGACGAAUCAAAACCUGAACGAAGGUUAUAUAGGAAAUUCCCAACUGCCAAGAUGUGGGAUACUAGACAAAGUCCUCCAUACAGUUAUUGGAUAUACUAUAUGUAUGCAAAUAUGGCUUCGUUGAACGCUUGGCGAAGAACGAGAGGAUUUAACACAUUCGUGCUUCGACCACAUUGUGGAGAAGCUGGUGAUCCGGAUCAUCUUUCCUCGGCAUUCUUGACUGCUCAUUCGAUCUCCCAUGGUAUAUUACUUCGAAAAGUUCCUGCUCUCCAAUAUCUUUUCUACUUGAAGCAGAUCGGGUUGGCAAUGAGUCCAUUGAGUAACAACGCUCUGUUUUUGACCUAUGAGAGGAAUCCAUUCAAGGAUUACUUCAAAGUCGGUUUGAAUGUCUCGCUCUCCACAGAUGACCCACUUCAAUUCCACUUCACUGCCUCACACUUACUGGAAGAAUACUCUUGUGCCGCUCAAAUAUACAAGCUUACCCCUGCGGACAUGUGUGAAUUGGCGAGGAACUCUGUACUUCAGAGUGGAUGGGAAAUGCAAGUCAAGAAACACUGGAUCGGUCAGAAAUGGUAUUUACCUGGUGCAGCGGGUAACGAUAUCCACAAGACCAACGUUCCUACCAUCAGAUUAGCAUACAGACAUUCUACCUUGCUGGAAGAACUAGCUUUAAUCCGACAUGGGCAGCAUUCACCUUCCAAUACACCUACUCAUCUCAAACCUAAAUCAUCUCAAUUACCUGAUCAACCUCAAACUCCCUCUAAUCCUGGUCCUGGAGAAGAUCAAUCCUCAUCAGGCAUAACGAAGAUAGCGAAUAGACCAGGGAUGACUACUCACCCUUCGGACGUAGCUGCUGCUGCGAUGUCGAUGACUAAUUCUACAGUCUACGGUGAAGGUUCCGGUUCAGGUCACUCGGUAGCUUUGGCUCCUCAUUUAGUAGGUGGUGUAGGUACUUUGGAUGAAAGAAGUAGGAAGAAGAGUAUGAGUAACCUGAAUCCUAGAAGUGGAUCAGGGACUGUUACUCCUCAAGAUCAAGAAAGGUCUCACGAGAUCAGAAGAUAA
Messenger RNA from Kwoniella shivajii, 3174 nucleotides. RefSeq names its product AMP deaminase. Gene Ontology annotation, molecular function: AMP deaminase activity. The coding region runs from base 1 to 3174 and encodes 1057 amino acids. The transcript has 14 exons. Lineage: Eukaryota; Fungi; Basidiomycota; Tremellomycetes; Tremellales; Cryptococcaceae. The record is from RefSeq and is a predicted model, not a curated record. Gene Ontology annotation, cellular component: cytosol. Gene Ontology annotation, biological process: AMP metabolic process; IMP salvage.